Messenger RNA from Drosophila mauritiana, 365 nucleotides. RefSeq lists its product as uncharacterized. Lineage: Eukaryota; Metazoa; Arthropoda; Insecta; Diptera; Drosophilidae. The record is from RefSeq and is a predicted model, not a curated record. The transcript has a single exon. Bases 20 to 217 code for a protein of 65 amino acids.
GAAAUUCAAGUGGAUUAAGAUGCGUUACUUAGGAGUUAUUGCUCUCGUCGCUUUCCUGGCCAUUUCCGCUGUGAUGGCACAUCCGCCAACAAGCAGUAGCAUUGAACAAGGAUCAGGAUCCGGUAACCGAUCAACCAUUCGUCCUGUACCCAGAUGGCCUAAGUGGGGUGGAAUCGGUCCAGUCAUUUUAAACACUCCCCCCACUCCGUGGCAAUGAACUACGGAAAGAAGUUAAUCUUGAGAAACCACAACGAACCUUUGUUGUUGUCUAAAAAACAAAAUAUCUCCAAAAAUACGCUUGUAAAACUUUCCAUUCAGACAAUUGUUCAAAUACCAAAGCGUAAAUAAAGAUUUCGUAGUAGAUU